Xenopus laevis (African clawed frog) is the source of this 2742-nucleotide messenger RNA. RefSeq names its product LYN proto-oncogene, Src family tyrosine kinase S homeolog (gene lyn.S). Gene Ontology annotation, molecular function: ATP binding; nucleotide binding; protein tyrosine kinase activity. NCBI's taxonomy places the organism in Eukaryota, Metazoa, Chordata, Amphibia, Anura, Pipidae. Bases 323 to 1849 code for a protein of 508 amino acids. The record is from RefSeq and is a predicted model, not a curated record. Gene Ontology annotation, biological process: defense response. The transcript is spliced from 13 exons. Gene Ontology annotation, cellular component: cytoplasm; nucleus; plasma membrane.
AGCUCCAGGUUUCUUUUUUCCCUCACAAUAGGAUUUUCCCUGCCCUCCAGCCUGUUAAACUUUAUGCAAAUCCACUGGGCACAGAGACACCAGGAAGUAAGUGCUAAAAAAACACUCACACACAAAGCCCAGAGAGCAGAAGUUCCUCCAGUGACUGGAGCGAGAGCAAGUGGCAGAGCUGAGGCAGCGGCAGGACUGGUUUUGCUGGGUUUUGGGAACCUAAAGACUCCUCUGGGCUGUGGCCAUUUCCUAGUGAGACACGCCGUGCUUUAUCCUGGGGACCAAAGGAACGACUGGUCACUAACAGACCGACCACAAAACUAUGGGAUGUAUAAAAUCAAGAACAGCCAAUCCUCAAGAUGAGAUGGGGAAGAAUAAUCCAGUACGUAAAAAUGAUCGAACUAUUUAUGUGCCAGAUCCAACGGCUAAACUGCAAAGGCCAGUUUCUCGUACAUCAAGCCUUUUACCAGGUCAAAAAAUGAUACAAGAUAUAGACGAACAGGGGAAUAUUGUGGUUGCCUUGUAUCCAUAUCAGGGAAUCCACCAAGAUGACUUGAGUUUCAAGAAAGGAGAAAAACUGAAGGUUCUUGAAGAGCAUGGAGAAUGGUGGAAAGCUAAGUCUCUAUCAACCAAGAAAGAGGGUUUUAUACCAAGCAAUUAUGUGGCCCGAGUGAACACACUAGAAACAGAAGAAUGGUUUUUUAAGGACAUUACCAGAAAAGAUGCAGAAAGGCAAAUUUUGGCACCUGGUAACAAUCCUGGAGCUUUCAUGAUCAGAGAAAGUGAAACAUCAAAAGGCAGCUACUCAUUGUCAAUUAGAGAUUAUCACCCACAGACUGGAGAUGUUAUCAAGCACUACAAGAUCAGGACUUUAGAUAAUGGUGGCUAUUACAUUUCUCCUAGAAUUACAUUUACUUGCAUCAGUGACAUGAUUCAGCAUUAUCAAAAGCAACCAGAUGGCCUAUGUAGGAAACUUGAAAAACCAUGCUUUAGCCCUAAACCGCAGAAGCCGUGGGACAAGGAUGCUUGGGAAAUUCCAAGGGAAUCAAUAAAGAUGACGAGAAAGCUUGGAGCCGGUCAAUUUGGUGACGUGUGGAUGGGAUUUUAUAACAACAGCACAAAGGUAGCUGUGAAAACUUUAAAGGUGGGGUCCAUGUCUGUACAAGCAUUCAUGGAAGAAGCCAACCUCAUGAAGACCCUCCAGCAUGACAAACUUGUAAGGCUAUAUGCUGUGGUCUCCAAAGAGGAACCCAUUUACAUUAUCACAGAAUUCAUGGCAAAGGGUAGUCUUCUAGAUUUUCUGAAGAGUGACGAAGGAGGCAAAAUUAUCCUUCCAAAGUUAAUUGAUUUCUCUGCUCAGAUUGCCGAAGGCAUGGCUUACAUAGAAAAAAAGAACUACAUCCACCGAGAUCUUAGAGCUGCUAAUGUGCUUGUUUCGGAGUCCUUAAUGUGCAAAAUAGCUGACUUUGGUCUUGCACGAGUAAUUGAAGAUAAUGAGUACACCGCAAGGGAAGGCGCUAAAUUCCCAAUUAAGUGGACUGCGCCAGAGGCAAUUAACUUCGGCUCGUUCACGAUAAAAUCGGACGUGUGGUCAUUUGGCGUUCUGCUGUAUGAAAUAAUAACCUUUGGAAAGAUUCCUUAUCCAGGAAUGAGCAAUUCAGAUGUGAUGUCCGCCCUGCAGCGAGGCUAUCGUAUGCCCCGCAUGGAAAACUGUCCUGAAGGACUGUACGACAUCAUGAAAGAGUGCUGGAAGGAGAAAGCUGAGGAGCGGCCAACUUUUGAUUAUUUACAAAGUGUUCUGGAUGAUUUCUACACAUCGACAGAAGCUCAAUAUCAACAACAGCCUUAGUGCCGGACACACGUUUCCUUGUUAUUGUGUAGGAAAACAGACUGAACUGAUUAUUCCAUUCUUUUGCCUCUCACAAUCUGGAAAGUUUGAACAUGCUAAAAAAGAUGGAUAAUACAUUCUGGUCCCAUUUACAUCAUGGCCUGCUGACUGGUGUCACUUUUCUGCAUUGGUUCCUUGUGCAGAGCUGGUGUCAAAAUCUUAAGCACUUGGAAAUAAAUAGGCAUCGUAUUGUACAUUGUUGAUCAUACACAGAUAUCUCUUUAGGUGAUUACCGUCCUGACAGAAUUAAUUUAAGCGAUGGCACAUUCUUCCUUACGCCUACAACUCUCACCCCUCCGAAUGGUUCCUCUUAUAUGAAUGCAAAGUGCAAAGAGUAGUAUUUAUAAAACUCUGUGUCACAUGAAGCUGUAUAACUAUGUGAGUUAAUGGUUAGAUUUGAGAGACGCUGUUUUGUUUUUUUAAAAGUUUUACCUAUUUUUCAUUCACAAAAAUUGCUUUUACAAAUAUUCAGCGUAUUUAUAUGUAACCACUGAUAUAGAGCAAGGUUGCCAUCAAGAAGCUGUGUUAUAAGUGUAGCAGUUGUCAUGACAACAUGGCAGGGAUGUUACAUUUGCAGGCCUGGUAUUCACAAGCUCUGGACUACAACUACUGUAAGAAUCAUGGGCAUUGUGGGCCACAGGAGCUGAGAGUUGGACAUCUUCUAUAAAGAAUGGGGCAAGCUCUAUUGUCUGAUCAUCAUGGACAGGUCAUAUCAUUAUACAUUAUUACCAAAAUGUGUUAAUUGAAGGCAGUUCUGUGAUUCUUUAAAGGGGAACUAUUGCGAAAAUUUAAAUUUAAUAUAAGCGUCCGCAUACUGAAAUAAGAAACUUUCUAAAUCCAAUCAAUUAAAAAUU